AAUUGACGAAUUAGCACCAUCUUCUUCUAGAUAUCAAUCGAACAGGCAGAGAGCAAAAUUCCAUUCCCUUAAUCGCUUCUUCCAAUUCGAAACCCUAACAAAAACCCUAACUGACGAAAUUGCUUGACGAGGAUGGAGUUUGAUGAGUACGAGUACCUUGAGAAGACGGUAGGGGAAGGAGAUGGAUCGAAUAGGAAGAAUGAAGAGAACGGGAACGAGAAGAGCGAUAGGAGUUACAGGAAGAGAGGAGAGAGGCAUGAGGAAGAAGACCGUGACGAUGAGCGAGGGAGCAAGAGGUCUCGGGGAGACGGCGAAGAGAACGGUGCGGGUAAGAGGAAUCGGGAGAGAGAGAGGCACAGGAGCAGCCGAGACAGCAACAGAGACCGCGAGAAAGACAGGAGCAGCAGAGACAAGGAGAGGGAGAGGGAGAAGGUUCGAGAAGGAUCGAGAGAUAAAGAGAGCGAUCGGGAGAGGAGUAGCAAGGAGAGAGACAGGAGCGAGAGGGACAAAUCCCGAGACAGAGAGAGAAGAGAGAGGAGAAGCAGCAGUAGAUCCCGGAGGGAGGAGAAGGAACGCGAAGUAGUGGAAAGAGGAAGCAGGAGACACAAGGACAAGAAAGAUGAGCCUGAAGCAGAUCCAGAGAGAGACCAACGAACGGUUUUUGCAUAUCAGAUGCCUCUUAAAGCUACCGAGAGAGAUGUUUAUGAGUUCUUCUCUAAAGUUGGCAAGGUGAGGGACGUGCGAUUGAUCAUGGACAGAAACUCAAGACGAUCAAAAGGAGUCGGGUAUAUCGAGUUUUAUGAUGCCAUGUCAGUUCCAGCGGCCAUUGCCCAAUGUGGACAGCUGUUUCUUGGACAACCUGUGAUGGUGAAGCCCUCUGAAGCUGAAAAGAAUUUGGCUCAAUCUAACACCAUUCCAGGCGGUGUAGGUGGCAAUGGCCCUGUUGAUAGGAAGCUUUAUGUGGGGAACUUGCAUUUCAACAUGACAGAGCUGCAGCUUAGACAGAUUUUUGAGCCGUUUGGUCCUGUUGAGCUCGUUCAGUUACCACUUGACCCUGAUUCUGGGCAAUGCAAAGGUUACGGAUUUAUCCAGUUUGCGCAACUUGAACAUUCAAAGGCAGCACAAAUUUCCUUAAAUGGAAAAUUGGAGAUUGCUGGCAGGACAAUCAAGGUUUCCUCUGUGGCUGAUCAUGUUGCCUCACAAGACGCAAAUCCAAAAUCUGCUGAUUUUGAUGAUGAUGAUGGAGGUGGACUGUCUUUAAAUGCAAACACGAGGGUUCAGCUUAUGCAGAAGCUGGAUCGUUCAGGUAUCACAACAAGCAUUGUGGGGCACCUUGGAGUACCAGGGCUAAAUGGAACAGCUCUUAAUCAACAAGGCAUGAAUCCUGGUUUCCCCACAUCAGUGCUUCCGACAACAGCAAUCCCAUCUUUUAUCACCGAACCAAUUGGCCAGCCAAGUGAAUGUCUCCUACUGAAGAACAUGUUUGAUCCUGCAACAGAGAUGGAACCGGAUUUUGAUGAUGUUAUCAAAGAAGACGUUGAGGAAGAAUGCAAUAAGUAUGGCAGGGUCAACCAUAUUUAUGUCGACAAGAACAGCGCGGGUUUUGUCUAUCUGCGGUUUGAAUCGGUGCAGGCGGCAGCGGCAGCUCAAAGAGCGAUGCACGGGAGAUGGUUUGCCCAAAAGAUGAUAUCUGCAACUUUCAUGCCUUCACAUGAAUAUGAAGCGAGAGCCAAGGCGUGAAUUGCAGGCAAAUAGAUUUUCUUGUUCUGACUUGGUAAACCUAAACCGGACUGCGAUCCAGAUUCAAUCUCUUGUCUGAAACAUGUUACAUAGAUCCAAAGAUUAUUGGGGACCUUUCCUCUGUUUUUUUAAUGAAGAAUUAUUCUUUAGUAACGUAACUCUAUAAUAAUGGUUAUAUGUUGUGUCGUCAUCUUGAUUUUCCUAAAAUCAGCUCUGAUAAACGGUUUAUAAUUCGGAGCAGGAAUUGCUACAUUUACAAAGAAAAAAUAUAGCUAUAUCAUAACGCAA
Molecule: messenger RNA, 2028 nt
Organism: Thlaspi arvense
Lineage: Eukaryota; Viridiplantae; Streptophyta; Magnoliopsida; Brassicales; Brassicaceae
Source: the annotation of a GenBank genome assembly